ACAGUCUCCUUGCUGAGAGGCGGAAGUGUCUGUUGGGGGCGUGCAAGAAGAGGCAUUGCCGCGGCAGCGAGAGAGGCCUUUGCCGGAGCUUGGCCUGGGGAGCCGCGGCGCGCGCUCCUUCUCCUUCCUGGCAUCUCUCGCUAUGGGCGCCGAGCAGAGCGCAGAUGCCGAAAACCGGCAUCCCGACUCAAACACUUCAGCAUCUCCUUCACCAGCCAAGCAACGAGCUAAAAUGGAUGAUAUUGUGGUGGUGGCACAAGGGACGCAGUCUUCGCGGAAUGUCAGCAAUGACCCAGAUGUGAUUAAGUUGCAGGAAAUCCCCACUUUCCAACCCCUUCUGAAAGGUCUUCUCAGUGGGCAGACAGCUCCUACCAACAUAAAACUGGAGAAACUGGAUUCUCAGCAAGUUCUACAGCUCUGCCUGCGGUACCAAGACCAUCUUCACCAGUGUGCAGAAGCGGUUGCCUUUGACCAGAAUGCUUUAGUCAAACGGAUCAAAGAGAUGGAUCUUUCGGUAGAAACCCUCUACAGCUUAAUGCAGGAGCGCCAGAAAAGAUAUGCCAAGUAUGCCGAGCAGAUCCAGAAGGUCAACGAGAUGUCUGCCAUCUUGCGUCGCAUCCAGAUGGGCGUCGACCUGACCAUUCCCCUGAUGGAGAGACUGAAUGCUAUGCUUCCCGAGAGUGAGAGGCUGGAACCGUUUAGCAUGAGCCCUGACAGGGAGCUCAAGCUGUAGUUUUCUGAUACAGCCUUCAGUCAUCUUUUUCUUGGACCCUCCUUGAUAAGGAACUUACUUGAAACACACUUCACAAGCCAGAGUAAGUAGAGCAGAGGUACAGUUCUGUGUUAGGUAGGAAGACACUGUUUGGCUUGCAGGGAAUGUUACACACAGCAACUUGGAAUGAAAUGCCAUUUCUUACCUUUCUUGCUUCCACCUGCUUGCCACCACUGCCUCCACCCACCAAAACAUUGCUUUAACAAGGUUCAGAUUUAAACCUUCACAUCCUUAAAUCUUCACAUCCUUCCUCUACUGUUGUGCACAUUAGUGUGCUUACUGAGGAAUCCUUCAAGCUGCAGAGGAUUCUGGAGCAUGUUCUAAUGUAAUUUUUAAACUGUUUCUUGUAAGAUUGGUGUUGGCAAACAAACUGCCCGCAAGAGCUUCACCAUCAUUGCCAGCCUUCCUCUCUGACACACCUGAAUUGUACAACUCACUUUUAGCAAUUCCAGCAUACACAGAGAAGAGGAAGUUUGAUGGUCAUUGUUCUAGUGCAGGAUCCCAAUUUGGCCCAUGAGGCCAUUUUCCCUAAACCAUGUCCAGGGCCGGCUCUAGGUAUAGUCCCGGUGGCACAGGGCGCAAAGCCGCACUGCGAGGGCGGGGGCACCGGAGCGAUCUCCGCGCCUCAGCGCCAGGCCGCCCGACCUGCUCAAGACUGCCCUGACCAUGUCCACCUGCCCCAUACUUGACAUCAUGUGUGGGGCAGAUGGAGACAUGGCUAGAUUCAGCUUUGCAACUUGUUCACACAGCCAGUCUCUGCAGAAAACAGCAUUGCCAGCCUGUGCUAAGUGCUUUGCACAAGUAUAGGGCAAACCAAACGCCCUUGUGCUGUGGUUCCCAAGCGCCCAAGAACCAGUAAGCUGUCAGGCACUUGAGAAGCGCUGUGGAAGGGACUUUGACAGAGGGGUGAGACAACCUGCCUGCCAAUCAUCUGAAGUCAUAAGGCAAUCUGGUGAUUGAUAGGUGAGUCAUCCUGCCCACCUGUUGUUGACCUUUGGUGGUGGGCAGGACCUCCCUCCUUUAGAGUUUUUCUUUAAUAUUGGCUUCUUAUUUUAUAAGGCUAUUAAAUGUGCAACUGCUUGAGCUAUGGGACUCUCACAGCUUUGCAGGCAGCAGAGCUACAGCCUGGGUGGUGGUUUAGGUUGGUGUUUCCAACACCUGAAUGAAAGGAGUGCCUCUCUUGCCCUAUCCUAUGAAUUUGCUUUGCCAGGUGAUUCUUAACACGAUGGAUAAAGCAUUAUGUCCAUAUGCCCAUAUCCAAAGGAAAAUGUACCUGCUAAGAUGGGAAAGGUUGGCUCAUAUGCCAAAGUCACUUCAGAGGUAUGCCAUAAAAAUGCCACCGUGCUGUUUGCAGUUGAAUCUCUCCAGAGAUGGCUGCUUUAUGGUCUUAGUUCAGGGACAAGGCCAUGUUAGUUUGGACUGAUGUCUCCUGCUUUGUAAUUCUGGUGCAGCUUUGAAGCUGUGCUGUGCCUAGAAUUAAAAAGGGUUUCAGAGUUGCCUUCUGCAUUUCAAACACUUUUAUUUAUAGUUACAGGUAGGUAGCCGUGUUGGUCUGAGUCGAAGCAAAAUAAAAAAAUUCCUUCAGUAGCACCUUAAAGACCAACCAAGUUUUUAUUUUGGUAUGAGCUUUCGUGUGCAUGCACACUUAUGUGUAUCUGAAGAAGUGUGCAUGAAGAAGUGUAUCUGAAGAAGUGUGCAUGCACACGAAAGCUCAUACCAAAAUAAAAACUUGGUUGGUCUUUAAGGUGCUACUGAAGGAAUUUUUUUAUUUUACUUUUAUUUAUGUAAAGCACUUGAUUUUAAUCCAAGCCUAUGUAUAGUACACUAGUGUGGAAAAUACCACUGAAGUCCUCAGUCUGUAUAUGUAGCUGCUUGACCAGCUGGAGCAAUUGCUGCUUGGUUUUCCCUAUGUGAUUCCUUUGCUAGCUGGGUCUGAGGAAUCCUAAUAUUGUCACAUUAUCCAGUUUUGUUCUGGCACACUCAAAUUCCCUCUUAUCUCCAAGUCUUUGAAGGAAGGAAUGGAAAGUUGCUUUUAUAUAUAUUGUUAUUACUUAGCUUGAGAGAUGAAUCCAAGAGUGCAAAGGGAAAAGAAGACACUUGAUACUCCUCUCUGUGGUAGUAGAGUCUACUUUGGGGGUAGCCACUGGAAAAGGGACUCCUGGUGGGGGGAAAAGAAAUCUACUGUGUUGCUCCAAGGCUGAAGAAGUGAUUGGCAAAGUCUGUCUCCUACAGCUCUUACUACUGGAGAUGUUUCCAGUGGUGAGGGAACCACUUGUUCUCAGAAGUGUGCGCUCUUCCCUUGAAAAGGAGAAGCAACCACUAAAUCAUGAUUAAGGAAGUGAGGAAAAAUGUCUAAAAAGGGCUAUGCUUAACUAUCAGAAAUGAUUAUGAAUAUUAGGAGAGCUUUUACCCAAAUACCCAUGAGCAAUCUGUGGUUCGAGGUCAGCGACAGAGUGCCUCUUCAGCUAACCAGCACAACAGUUCCACACGGUGCCUAUGCAUGCAACAUCUUAUUUUAAGGAGUGCUUUUUCCAUAGAAGCUAUUCAUCAGGUUCUUUUCAAAAAUAACCCUUGAGUUAUGUAGUUCAUGCCCCCUUGAAUCCUGGUUGGCACACUCCUGCCCUCCCUUCUUUUCAGAGGGAAGUAUUUUAUUGUGCCUUUUUUCUUUGACUUGACUUGAUAGUUUUGGAGUUUGACAACUGUACCAUUGUUUUAUAUUUUUGCUUUCUGCAUUAUUUUGUUGGCACAAUUGCUUAUUAAUUUUAAACAACUAUUUUGGUUGAAAACUAGUAAGGCAAAAAAAUAAUAAGCAAUCUUACAUGGAUAGCUGCAAAGGUGUUGCAAAAAAACCCCAGAUGCAACCAAAAGUGGAGAAAGGGUUCAGCUGUAGUUCUAGGCGAUUCUAAUGUCAUACUCUGAUCCUUUACUUUCAAAAUAUGGCCUGGUCUUUUAAAAUUGGAUGCAAGUUAGUGUUAUUUCUGCAUUACACUUUUUGUUGUGCAACACAACUCUCACUAAAAAAUAGCAUUUAGCAGACCAGCUGGGCUUUGAAAUGCUAGCGCCAUAUUUGGAAUAAUAUGCUCAGUGUUGUCAGAUUCCAGCAUUGGUAGUCAAAAUGCAUACACUGAAGGCUGAUAAUAUGUUCUUUGGGUGCAUUAUUCUAAAAGCUGUGCUCUAGGAAAAUGUUAUCUCACUACUUUGUUUCUCAUUUUGGGGGACCAAUUGCGCUUGCUUUAUUGACUACAGUUCUAGUCAGGAAAACCUUAGAGCUAUUUUCACUGCAAGUCAUGUCUACUCAAAAGUAAGCCUCAUUUAAUUCAAUGGAGCUUACUUUUCAGGUAAGUGGGUACAGAAUUGAAGCCUUAAAGUAUGGAGGAAAAAAAUUAAUGUCUUCGUUACUCAUUCUGCUCCAAGCAUGUAUUCACAAGGCUGUCCACCAUGGUGGAAUUUUGUAGGCAAAUGCACUGAAUUCCUGAAAUACAUUGAAUUGUAUUGGGUCUGUUGAGAGCCAAAUUUGGCAUAGUGUUCCAUUUAAUGAUGUGUAAUAGCAGUAGAAAAUGUAACAUGUACAAAUGUACUGUGCGUUGGACUCCUGCGUAAAAGUGCAGAGUUAUGUAGUUUGCGAAUCAUCAAGGCAGGUGGGUAUUUUAGUCCAAGCAGCCGAUAUGCCCCUCGUGAGCUAGCAAGAUAUGCAGAUUUCCAGACUGGAUUGGGAACCCUGAAAGCAUGUCUGCUUUGCAGUGUGCAUUUGGCUAUGAUGCAACCUCAUCACUCUUAAAUGUUACACAUAUUUCUACCCAGUUGGAAUUCGGGUAGAAAUGCAUCUCUCUAACCAUUUUCUCAAUCUGCAUUUGUGCUUUUGAGCACAACUGUUAUCUACUAUAAUAAUUUAAUUCUUGUCUUGAGGAAAACCUGUAGGUGAUCCUUACUGAGACUUGGCUUGCUAGGGUACCCAGAUGUUAAAAUGCUCUGCAGUAAAAAUAUAUUGCUUGCCUACUUUUCCUAGAUCAGUGGUUUUCAAAGUGGAACUUCCUUUUUGGGAAGCUGUUACUCCUACCAACCUGUCCCUCCAGGGGUCUGUGAAAUGUGAUCCCAGGCCAUAAUUUCUGCCCUCACAGUUCUGUCUAACACUCAUGAAAACUGUGCUCUAGAACAUGCCCCAGAAACUUCAGGGAAUCCCCCCAAGCAGACGUGCAGCAUUCUUCAGGGUUUUUAAGUGCUCGCUGAAGGUGCACAUUUGGAAGUCUAAUGUGUUCAUAGUUUUAGGCCUUGGAAAUAGAGAAGGGGGAAUCAGUGGUGGGGAAGCAGUUUCUCGACAGCUUUGUGUCAGGUGCACUAUGUAGUUUUCUUUUAUUGCAAUGCAACUUGUACAGAUUUGAUGGGUCUUGCAUUACAUUGUGUGAUGUAGAUGCUACUCUAACACAAUGUUAUUUCAGCUGGGAAUAUUUAUUACUGUUUGGUUUUAUUAAUAACUAGCUGGCCCGGCCAUGCAUUGCUGUGGGUUUUUGUGUUAAAUGGACCUUCAGAGUCUCCCUUUAGAGUCCCCUCACCUGCCCUGUCCCAACCCUGACUCCCCUACUGUAAGUUUCAAAAAUAAGACUCCCCCACCCACGCGUGUUCCUGAAAAUGUCCCCACCCCACACUGCUUUGGCUAACUCAGGGUCCUACCUCCCCCCCCACCCUGUGAAUGCCCAUAUUCUGUUUGUUUUUGCCUAUGGUCUACUGGGCAAUGGUGAGGCCUACUCAGUUUUCCCUGUCCCGCCCCACCCCCCACUGCUUUGGCUGACUCAGGGUCCUCCCUCCCAUGGCUAUGUGUUUUCCCCUCCCUUUGUUGUGCCUCAUCCCUGUUCUGUUUGUUUUUCCCUGCUUGGCAAUGCUGCGACCUAUUGAAAAAGCUGGGCCUUGUUGCUGCAAAAGGACUGUUUUCAGUUGGUUGCUGUGGAAUUUUGUGAUGGCGGCACAGCUUUGGAGGCAGCAGUGGGAAAUCUAUUGGAUGCUGCUGGAGUCUUCGGAGCUUCUGGUGGUGACGUCUAAUUUGGGCGCCACUUUUUUGUGUUUAAUCAUUAUUUUAGGUUUUUUUUGGAAAAAAACUUUAUGCCAGAUCCCUCCCUAAUGGGCAUGGAACGUUGUGGCCAAAUUUGUUACAUUGUGGUUCAGCAGUUACGGAGAAAGGCUGUGACCUCCACGCACGCAAUGCCCAUAUAUAUAUAUAUAUAUAUAUAUAUAUAUAUAUAUAUAUAUAUAUGGACAUGUGACAUGCCAGCUUUCUUCUGGGUUGUGUUUCUGGUGUUUGUUUUUUAAGAAACAGCCCAGCUGUUCUAUCAGCAGAUGGAAAACCCUCCUUACUCCCACCACUUCCCAAAAACAGAGUGUUGCUAUCACUCCAGUUGUUCCCCACACUUCACUUUCCCCUGACUUGACAAUUGGGUGUUUCUUAGUUGGCUGGAUUUGGCUUUGUGUCUGCUAGUUGCUGACCUGUGCUUGAAAGAAAUAUUGUAAGUAUUUGUAUAUUAUAAAAUUGGACUAAAGUACAGACUGAUACUAGACUCCAUAGUGAUGUGUGCUAAUACUACUGAUCUCCCCAGAGUAAUGUUAAAGGGAAGGCUACCUGUAUGGGCUUGGAGUGCCCACCGACACCAAUGGCUAUGGGGACGGGUUGCAAUUCAGAAGCCAAUUAGCCUUUAAAGUGUGUUCUUGACCGUAUUUUUGCUUUGCUCUUUUGUCCAUUCAAAAGGGAAUCACAUGGAAUAGAAAGAUAGUAUAGGACCAAUUAAGACUUAAUAUUAACACUUCUUAUAUGUGGUCACAGUAACCCUGACAUCCUAGCAAAGUAGGCAGUUAACAUUCCCAUAUUGCAGUUGAGGUGCUGUGGGUAAGAUGGAGGCUUUGUUAGCCUCAUGGGAGAGGGAAGAUUGGAACUGGGGGUGUCCUGGGUUAGUUUUCAACCAUCAGUCUCCCCUGAGAAGUAGUAUGUAUAUGGUUUCUUCUGCUAUAAUCAAUGUAAUUCUUUGAUCCAGUGUUAGAUCCAUCCAUGUAGAAGCACAAACUUAAACCUUCCUAGUACAGUGGUACCUUGGUUUACAAACACAAUUGGUUCCGGAAGUCUGUACUUAACCUGAAGCGAACUUUCCCAUUGAAAGUAAUGGAAAGUGGAUUAAUCCGUUCCAGACAGUCCGCGGAGUACUUAAACUGAAAGUACUCAAACAAGGCGUACUUAAACCAAGGUAUGACUGUAAUGUAUAUGAUUGUGUCCCAAUAAAGUUGAAAUAUGAUUACACUUGAAGUCUACACUUGAUACUACACACUUACCGUACUAGCAACUCAACCUAGUUGCGAAAGCUUAUCAAUGGAAAAUGAAACUGCUCUAAUCUGUUUUGAUUUCAAUUCCACCAGUUUCUCCAAGAUCCUCUUUGUUACAAAGACAGCAAUGCACCACAGGCCCUUUGAUCCUUGCUUCUUGAGCACAGAGACAGUUUGUACUUCGUUUUGCCCAAAGGGGUUAUUUGGCAAAGUACAUUUGUGGCAGCAUCAGCAGUGAAUGACAUUCCUAAAAGGCUGCACUAUGCAUGGAAACCGUGAUUGGUGAAACAAAGUGUCCACCUUCCCCUCACAACGAGUGUCUUUUUCGAAACAAAAUGAAAAAAUUCCUUCCAGUAGCACCUAAAAGACCAAUUAAGUUUGUCAUUGGUAUGAGCUUUUGUGUGCAUCUGAAGAAGGGUAUCUGAAGAAGUGUGCAUGCACACUUCUUCUCAUACCAAUGACAAACUUAGUUGGUCUCUAAGGUGCUACUGGAAGGAAUUUUUUUAUUUUGUUUCGACUACGGCAGACCAACACGGCUACCUACCUGUAACUAGUGUCUUUUUGUAUCUCAUAACCACUGAGCAUUAAUGCUUUUUGUACUCUCCCUUCAAUUUUUGAAUGAGCCAAAUGCUAGUGUAAUCAUACAUUCUCAUAUGAAACUAGAGUACAUGACACAGAGUUAGGUAGAGUUUUAACCCCUUGGACCUGGAGCUGAAAACAAACAUUUGUAGAGGGGAGAAUGAAGAGCACGGUCUCUUCUCCGAAGUAGAAAGCCCUUCUCUUUAAGAGGAGCAGCCUGCACUGAAAACAGUGCUACCAAAAUUUCUUGGAAAGCUGAAGGGCACCACCUAGUUGAAUUUAGUUUUUUUUUGGUGGGGGGGAAUUACACCCCUUUGCCUCUUUUUGCUCUCCCUACAAAAAAAGCUCAGUUUUGCCAUCAAUUGUUCCUGCCACAGGCAAAUAUUUUAUGCCGUUUGGGAUAGGUUGUUAUUUGGCAACAUUUAAAACAUUUGGCACAAGGAGAAGGGGACGACAGAGGACGAGAUGGUUGGACAGUGUUCUCAAAGCCACCAACAUGAGUCUGACCAAACUGCGGGAGGCAGUGGAAGACAGGAGUGCCUGGCGUGCUCUGGUCCAUGGGGUCACGACUAAAUGACUAAACAAACAAAAAUCUAUCUUAAAAUCUUAACACACCUGUCUGCAAAUGUAUUUCUCUGCUGACCUGUUCAGUGCUUAAACCUAAACACCUGCUACUUGGAUAAUAGUUUUGAUGAAGUUAGAAACUGAAGCAUACUGAGCUGACUCAGAAAUAUAAAUGUUUCUUCUUCAUCUUCAUCACCACCACCACCUUUCUAGAAAAUGUUGAUGUUUCUGGCAUUAUAUGUCAGAAGUCAGAUACCUGCUCUCCCUUCCUUGGCUAUAUAGUGGCAAAAAAAAUUUUUUUUGGGGGGGGGUGUUAAUUGGAGACUCUCUGUUCCAAAAAUGGUGGCUACAUCAGAUGUUAAGAUUCUGACCUGAUGCCUUAAUUUUUCAAUACACACCAGCUUCUCCAAUACAGUGGUUGCUCAGGUUGCAAACGUGAUCCAUGCGGGUGGCACGUUUGCAACCUGCAACGUUCACAUUGAGCAGUGUGAGUGUUGCAUUAAUUUUCCUUUCUUGAAACAAGCCAAGGCCUUCUAGGUCUGAACUUCAUUGUUGAAGAAAUGGGUGGAUUGUACCAGGUGAGGUUCAGUUUAAACGCAAUACUUCAAAUGAACUAUAGGAUUUGCUUAGUUUACAAAGGAAUAUUUUUUAAAAAACACAGUAAGGGGCCAAUUUUUGCAUCUCAGUGCCUCAGCUGUUAUGUUUUUAUCUACACCUUCUGCCUUAAGGGAGGGGAGCAGGGAAAUAGCAAUUGCCCAUUGCAUGUUUUAGACUUGUCAUUUCGUUUCUCACUCAUGCACACACACACAAGCACACACAAACCUAUUCACUUCCUUCACAUUGAAGCCACACAAUUUGCCUUCUUUUCAAAUUUCAGAUUUACAGGGAAUUGUUUGACACAGAAGAAAGGGAGAACAGAGCUUCAAGAUACUUCAAUAAUCUCCAUGCUGCCUGAGAAGCUAGAUUGGCUGCCCACUUUCCCAAGUUCCUCUCGGGACCUGUUCUCGGACAUGAUACUUCCCCCCAAUUCCAUCUGGCAGCUCCUUCUCUUCAACUGCUUCUCAAAGGAGCUCUCCUCAUGCCAGCUCCGCCGCGAGUCCCCCCUGUCUCCAUGCUUCUCCCUCCUGCGAACGGCAUAGGCUUGCUCACACCCCGUGGGCAGCUGGCUGCAGCUAUAGGCAGAGUAGGCUGUGCUGCUCCCAUAUAUAGCCGAUGCAGAAUAAAAGCGAGAAGUGUCUGUGGCAAAAUACCAGCUGUUGGCCAAAGGUGUCGCGGAAGCCUGGGGAGCUAAGAUGUCUGAGUGCCAGCCCUUCAGGCCCAGCCCAGCGGCAGACUUGGCCAAAUGCUGCUGGCUGGUGGAAAGGCCAAAGAGGAAGUUAGUUUUAUAGUUGUCUUCCAUGCUGCCACUUCGAUGCAGAGGGUACAAGAGUGACCUCUGGGUGGUGCUAGCGGUUCUCCCCAAGUGCUGCCAUUUGCUGUGGCUGUCCAGCAGCCAGGCCUUCUGGGACUUCUCUGGAAGCUUGGCUUCCUCUUUGUCGGGGCUGCUUUCAGGAGUCUGUUCUGAGACCUCCUGAACAGGGGAGAACUGGCAUAGUUUGGCCCCACCUUCCAAGGUGGCCGAAUGCUUGUAAUAUUCCAGGGUGUCCUCCAGGGAGGGGCAGCCCUCUCCUGAAGCAGCAACACAGGUGCUGGUUGCCACACAGGACACAGAUUUUAUAUCCAAGGAAAAUGACCGCUUUAGCCUGUUGUUGUCUUCAACUUUGUCUGAUGAUAUGUUGAGUCCAAUUAUGCCUUGUACCAAUGGACUGUCCUCUGGUGAAAGGAAAGGGGAACCUGGCCGGUUUCCAGAUUCCACUGGCUUUUGCUCCACAGUCUCCAAGGUAGAUGUCGCACAGAGCGGGAAAGAGGAAAGGCUGCUGCUGCUCUGCCCGCUGUCCAGUCUCAGUCCAGGAUCACUGCUUUUUUCCAAAUGGAUAAUCUUCAGUUUGCUAAGGGAUCCAGAUUGGCCACUUUGGUUCUUGAUUUUCUUCUCAAAGUCUAGAAGCUGGCCAAGGAAGUUGAAGUUAGGAGAAAUUGUUGGUCUCUUCUCUUUUACAAAUCUAAACAGAAAUGUGUGUUUAAACAAAAUGAGUUCAGCCAAUCCAUUAGCCUAAGACACCACAGCUGAAUUCUGCAUGCAAGCCAUGUGCUGAGGCUGACCAGAGCCCAUGUGUUGCACACUAGGCUAUACCAAGGUAAGCUGCACACAUUCAGCAAAUUUACCUCCUGCUCUCCAAAAUUCUCCUGUUCCCUCAAGCAACCCUGCCCUCUUCCUUGACAGCCCCUAUAGCUGGAGCAUCCUCCUUCCUUAAAGUUCCUCCUCCAAUCCACCCUUGAAAGUGUUGGUUUAACCCCUUAGUCUUCAUCUUCUCCUAGGCACAUAACUGCAUUUGCACAAACUAACCCAUUUCCCGCAUCCCCCUCUCCCUCAUAUUUGUAAUUUAGAUUGCAAACUCAUUGGGCCAGGAAGCUGUCUUUUCUGUUAAUGGAACACUCUGAAGCAUCAUUAUUAUAAUAGUAGUAGCAGUGCUAAGCACAAUUUAUAAGGACCAGAAACCCAAACCCCUUGACCAGUAGAACCUCAUGUAAAAAGGUAAAGAACCCCUGGAUGGUUAAGUCCAGUCAAAGGCGGUUAUGGGGUUGUGGUGCUCAUCUCGCUUUGAGGCUGAGGGAGCCAGCGUUUGUCCACAGACAGUUUUCCGGGUCAUGUGGCCAGCAGGACUAAAGCACUACUGGUGCAUGGAGGACCGUGAUGAGUGCCAGAGCGCACAGAAACACUGUUUACCUUCCCGCUGCAGCAGUACCUAUUUAUCUACUUCCACUGCUGUGCUUUCGAACUGCUAGGCUGGCAGGAGCUGGGAGAGAGCAAUGGGAGCUCACCCCGUCACGGGGAUUCGAACCACCAACCUUCUGAUCGGCAAGCCCUAGGCUCAGUGGUUUUAGACCACAGCGCCACCCAUGUCCCAGUAGAACAUCAUGGCGUUAGAUAUUCCACCAGACUUGUACACUUUCCAUGUAGAAGGAUACAAUGUAUAAAGAUGAAACAAUAAGGGCUAGAAACUUGCUUCUCUCAAAAUAAAAUGCUGAGAUUCCUCAAACAGCUAAAUUCUGUACCCAUCUAUCAGAAUCCGGUUCUUUUUCUGUGCUUGUGCGGUGCUGCCACAUAUGCCCAGGAGAAAGAAGUUUAACACAGAAGAGCAUAUUCACCACCAUAGCACUAAUUCAUUCUUGAAGGGGAGAGCUGUUCCAGAAGUAGUCUCUACAUUUUCCCCAGGAUGGUGAUUGUUUUUUUAAAAAUGUUGACCAUUUGAACAGGUAUGGAUACAGGUACUGGCAUGUGUGGUGAUACUUCAGUUACCUUCGUCUUGUGUUGUGUGCACAACAUGGUCCCUUGAAAAGAAAGGUGGGCCUGCAUUACAGUUAUAUAGAAUAAGGUAAACGGGGUCUAAAUGGCAAGACUGGGGAGAAGGGAGCUGUGCCGUAUCUCCCAGACACUGCAGAACUGCUGUGAGUACUUAUUGCACACUUACUGUUCCAUUUACAUGGGAAGCCCAAUCAAAGAAACAUUACUGAAGCCACACAGGGCCCAGUGUGGACCAAGCGUCAACACACAAUCCUGGGCUUCACUUUCAAAAAGCAGCUGAGUCCAGGAGCUACCGUUUAAGUUUCACACAAUGCCCAGGAAUAACACAAAAUCAGGGCUAUUUAACGGCUGCUGGUCAUGCAUGCCCCAAUCACACUGAAACCAUUGAAAGCAGCUGAGACUAUGAGAAUAUUUGAAGUCAGCCCUUUGUGUUGGUUUCCUCAAGAAAAGGACCCUUCCUCCUUACCUGUAGGCCUCAUCUAAUGACAUAUCCAUUCUUUUCAUUAUAUAUGCAAUAGCGAUGGUGGCAGAGCGAGAUAUCCCAGCUAAACAGUGGACUAGGACACGACCGUUUGAGGCUUUUGCCUUUUCUGCGGGAAAGAAAGAAAGCAGAAACCACUCAUUAGAGCUCCAAAAGAUGCUGAAAAUGAGAAAAAUCUGUUUAAUCUCCCAGGGAUCCACAGGCAAAAAUAAAAAUCAAUAAAUUGAAUCAUACAGCCAUUUUCAACUAGUUUUUUUU
Messenger RNA from Zootoca vivipara (common lizard), 12357 nucleotides. RefSeq names its product BLOC-1 related complex subunit 5 (gene BORCS5). Lineage: Eukaryota; Metazoa; Chordata; Lepidosauria; Squamata; Lacertidae. The record is from RefSeq and is a predicted model, not a curated record. Gene Ontology annotation, biological process: organelle transport along microtubule; positive regulation of anterograde synaptic vesicle transport; lysosome localization. Gene Ontology annotation, cellular component: BORC complex; synaptic vesicle membrane; cytoplasmic side of lysosomal membrane.